Phaethon lepturus (White-tailed tropicbird) is the source of this 1626-nucleotide messenger RNA. RefSeq names its product histidine-rich glycoprotein (gene HRG). NCBI's taxonomy places the organism in Eukaryota, Metazoa, Chordata, Aves, Phaethontiformes, Phaethontidae. Gene Ontology annotation, molecular function: cysteine-type endopeptidase inhibitor activity; zinc ion binding; heparin binding. The transcript is spliced from 7 exons. Bases 1 to 1626 code for a protein of 541 amino acids. The record is from RefSeq and is a predicted model, not a curated record. Gene Ontology annotation, cellular component: extracellular region; endolysosome; blood microparticle. Gene Ontology annotation, biological process: negative regulation of endopeptidase activity; heme transport; regulation of platelet activation.
AUGCUGCUCCUAGCUUCAGCUUUUUUCCUAACCCUACUGCAGUGCUCUAAUGCCCAAAACAAAACAAGCAUUACAUCUGCAGACUGUAAUACCAUUGAAACAGAUGCAGGAGUGGCCCUGGAUUUGGUCAACAGACAUUGCAGAGAUGGCUAUGUUUUUGGUUUAUUCCGUGUUGCUGAUGCACAUGAACUACAUCUAGGAAAUUUGUCAGUACUCUACUUAACUUUGGAUGUGCUGGAAACUGAAUGCUCUGUAUUAUCCAGAAGACACUGGGAGUCUUGUGAAUACAGUGACAUCUAUUCCAUGGACUUUGGGCAAUGUAAGAUUGUCACAUAUAUAAGCCAGCUGCUGAAGAAACCUCAACUAUAUGGAUUUAACUGUACAUUAAGUCCAGUUCCUCCUGAUUUAUUGGAGUGCAAAGAUUGUCCUGUGAAAGUUGAAAUCUUAGAAGUCACAAAGCAACAUAAAAAUAUUGCUGCAAAGACCCUGGAGAAAUUCAACAGUGAGGGUAACCACACAAACUACUUUGAUGUGGACAAAGUUGAAAAGAUUUUAAAGCUGACUGCCUCCCAUGAAGGUCAUAUUUUAGGAUUCUCUGUAAAAGAGACCAACUGUUCCAAAUCCACACAACAAGCAGAUCAGGCAUUGGAAUGUGAUUUUCUGGAUGACUGGCAUGCUCACAUGGGAUUCUGUAAGGCAAGCAUAAUCAGUGACCCAGAUGAACCUGACAGAACAGAUAUAAGCUGUGAAAUCUACCAUCCCUGGCAGCAUGACUAUGGGCAAAGAUGCAGAUAUUCAACUCUGGGACAGCCACACAGACAUCCCCAUCAUCAUUUUGGUCACAGACAUCAUCACAGACAUCAUCACAGACAUGGAUGUCCACCCUCUUCUCAGUCCAGACCUGAAGACCCUGAGCAUAACUAUAGUUUCAAUGAAGAACAUCAAGACAGCCAUGAAGGACCUGCUCUUUCUCCUUGCCACCACGGUGGACUACAUCACCACCUUCACCCUCCACACCAUUGUCCUCCACCUCCUCCCCAUGGUAGACUACAUCACCACCCUCCUCCUCCCCAUGAAGGACUACAUCCUCCUCUCCAAGAGGAACCACAACAUCCCCCUGUGGCUCCUCCUCCCCAUGACAAACCUCAUAAUCGUCCUUUUGGUCCCCACUGCGGAUCACACUGUCCUCCUCCCCUUCCUCAUGGAUCACAUCACCACCAUCUUCCUCCCCACCGUGGACCACAUGACCUUCCUCCUCCAGGACACCAUCCUCAUCUCUGUCAUUACUAUUACAGACAUCACUGCAAUAAGAGAAGCAUAUUGGGAAAGUACUUUCCAUUCCAAAUAACAGGAGCGGUCUAUCGCAUUCCAGUCCUAAAUCAGCAGUAUUCUCUCACACCCCCCACUGCAAACUUUCCUGAGCUAUCCCAAAGCAACCCUCACUCCUCCAGCACUGGUGAAGGUAUUCCAUUCACUGGCUCAAGUCUAAAGGAGAUGCCAGGAAGUCCAGAUUUUCCAGACCACCCUACACAAUCAAAGUCGUGCCCAGGAAACUCCAAACUUGUUCUUCCAAAAAUUAUGCCUUUAUUUCCACAUAGCUCCAUGGCAGAAAAUCCUCCUACAUGA